Pelmatolapia mariae (spotted tilapia) is the source of this 1159-nucleotide messenger RNA. RefSeq names its product V-set domain containing T-cell activation inhibitor 1-like. Gene Ontology annotation, cellular component: external side of plasma membrane. Lineage: Eukaryota; Metazoa; Chordata; Actinopteri; Cichliformes; Cichlidae. Gene Ontology annotation, biological process: negative regulation of T cell proliferation; cell surface receptor signaling pathway; positive regulation of T cell proliferation. The coding region runs from base 299 to 1153 and encodes 284 amino acids. The transcript has 4 exons. The record is from RefSeq and is a predicted model, not a curated record.
UUCUUUACUGCUUUUUCCACUGGAUGGACAAACAUAUGUAAAUGUUUUUGCUUUUGACUGGUUUGAGUGGACUGAGCCCACUCAUGUAGCUGGAGCUCACCUCGUUUAUCAGGUUUUAUCUUUGGUCACUUUCUGUCUUUGAGUCCUGACUGCUGAGAUGAUCUUUGUGACCUUUGUCAUCACUAAGUUAGUUUCCUGUUCUUUUCCACACUGAUGUUGUGUUCACUGCUCUUUCAGUUUGUUUGUGGAUUUUAAAUAAUCGAUCCUGUUGACUUCAUUCUUUCUUACAGAGGCGUACAUGUUCCCAGCUGAGGCCUCGGUCCUCCUGGCCUUCCUGCUUGUUGCACUUGCUGUCAUUGUGGGUCUUUCAGUAUAUGUGAGGAGAUUACUCAACAAAGCCUCCCAGGUGGAGGUGGAUUCAGGGGUGGAGACAGUCUACCUACUUUGCAAAACCACACAAAACCUGCCUGAAGACACUAAAGUGGAGUGGAAGGACAACUAUAGAAGUUUGGAAAACUAUAGGAAGGUCCACGUGUAUGAGAACGGCUCUGACCAGCCUGAAGAACAGCACCAGGUUUACAGAGACCGAACGAAGAUGAAUGAAGACCUGCUGAAAACUGGAGACCUCAGUCUGACCCUGAAAUACCCCACAGAUGGAGACAACCACACCUACACCUGCACCGUCUACAGCAGGAAGGGAAACAUCCUGCUGAAGAGAAAGGUGGAGCUGAACGUCAGAGUCUGUCAGGUGGAGGUGGAGGAGGGGGCGGAGUCUGUCCAGCUGCCCUUCAAAACCACACAAAACCUGCCUGAAGAUACUAAAGUGGAGUGGUGGGAGGUCGGUUCAUACGACACUGUCCACGUGUAUAAGAACGGCUCUGACCAGCCUCACAAACAGCACCAGGUUUACAGAGACCGAACGAAGAUGAAUGAAGACCUGCUGAAAACUGGAGACCUCAGUCUGACCCUGAAACACCCCACAGAGAGAGACAGUGGGAGAUACAGAUGUGACGUUGGUGGGAAGAUCUGGAGAGACAAAACAGUGCAACUCAAAGUGAAAGGGAGAGUUCAGGUCCAGGAUCAAACAGGGGACAUCAGGAACAGAAGCAGCUCCAUUGAUCCGACUCCUCUGAUGGCUGAUCAAUCAGUUUGAUCUGUG